CGGUACACCGAGCAUCCAACCAAAGUCUAGUCCCGUUGUGCAAGUAAUACAAAAUAGGAGCAAAGCGUAGGCGCAUGCGCCUCCUCACUAUGUACGAGUUCAUCAUCUGUCAUUUGGAGCAAAAAUCCACUGGCUAGCGCUACUGGCUGAUAGGAAAUAAGCUCUAAAAAUCUAGCCCGUAAUGUGGUAUCCUUGAAGCUGUGUAAAAAUGUGCACUUUUUCCACACAACCCGCGUUUUUCGAGCGGCAUCAUCCACUAUUCACAACGCACAAACCCGCGAUGAAAACAGUGUGUCUGGUAUUGCUGUUUGUGGCGUUGGUCCACGGAAAGGAAACGACCUACAUAACGGAUGAUGUCUCAGCGUCGGAAUUGUUUUCCCUACGCAUCGAGCCUCGCAUGUUCAACUGGACGUACGAAGGGCUAACCGAACAGUUUCUCUACCGCUCGUCGCUCGAAGGCUAUCCCGACCUGCCCUCGUGGGUGCGCUACAUGUACAGCCCAGAGUACCAUUCGGGGUUUCUGUACGGUACACCUCCCAUGCGCAAAGCGGACACCCAUGUGCCCAUCGAAAUUAUCGCGCUCAACCGGCUGACGUACGAAACCAAGCGCCUGGUGCUGAUCUUGGUCGUGCGCCGGAAGCAACCCGCCAAGCAUGUGAUCCAGAUGAAGAUCGACAACCUGAACUGGGUGCACAUGAUGGACCCGGGACGCAUCGAAAACUUGAAAAACAUCUUUCGGAACGAUCUGUGGCCCGAAAGCCGCUCCGAUUUGCACAUCAUUUUCAUGGAUUCGGCGGUUAAACUUGGCGCACGGUUACCUUUGCGGCCCCAGCAACGGGAGGGAGUUGUCGUACACCUGGGCAGCAGUGCCGAGUUUUCGAAACGAAUGCUCGAGCUGCAGGAGGAGGUGAAGCCACUGUACAAAAUUUCCUCCUGCACCUAUAAGCGGACGUCCGUUCAGACGACGUUCGAAAGCUCCGGUUUCAAGCUGGAUUGGUGCGCUUUUCGUCUGACCGAAACCGAGGACGACAUAACGGCACUACCGCACAAUCCCAAUGAAAACCACAAACAGCUACCGCGAAAGGACGCCCAAAGCCUGCACCACAUCGACAAAUGGGACGCGCCGCUCAAGUCGGAAGUACCGGAGCGGAACUACAGCGACGAAAUUGCGAUAUCCUUCGCCAUUCCCGGCAUGAUAUUCGCUCUGCUGCUCUGUGGGCUAACGAUCAUCCUUUGCUUCCAGCACGAGAAACUGCAUGACGACGAUUCAGAAUAUUAUUUCAAUUAUGUUUUCUACAUUUGUGCUGACUUCCUUAGAAUGCAAAAGUCUUCCCGAAGUGAGUACAGUCCGGUGGCAUCCAGCGUGCAAAUGGUGCAUUACUCGCCCGAUGACAUCAAAUCCACGAUCAAGCUGAAAAGUCUGCGAGACACGCCGUUCGAUGAUGUGCAAUCGUUAAGCCCGAGCGAUAGCUACUACCGUGAGGGAAGUCCGCAUGUUGGCAAUAUGUACAUGCGCCCGAAGCCACCACCGUACAAGCUGACCGGAAACGGCCACUCACCAACGAUGGUACGCAACGGGGACGCCGAAAUGUGACACACGGAGCGGACGCGUGUUCUUUAUUGCUAAUUUUUGCCCAGGACACGCCACGAUCGGUAAAAAGACGAAUUACGUGAAGCGCUAAAAAGGCCAGUGCUGAUGGCGGACUGGACCUUUGUUUGUUCUCUAGCUCUUAAAUUAUUUCGACAAUAUUACCAAGGAAAGGUCCUAACCGACUUUGAAAGAUGGGUAGGAUCGGCUGCCAGCACAAAUUGAAGCAUUCGUGGACAACCGUUGAGCGCAGACCAAUGUUCCGUUUUUGUGUUCGAACACGUGUGUCCUCUGACGGGGACGGUAUCGACUUUAGUAGACCAUGCGGUUAAGCCAUUAAUUAUCAUAUCAUAUUCGAGUUUGAAAAACAUGUGAAAUAGCUUUGUAGGUGAGAGUCCAGCACCUGUCUAGCAGGCUGCGAUUUGCCCCCCAGAUAGGUACCGUACGGAAAUAACAAUAAACGAUAGCAA
Messenger RNA from Anopheles nili, 2058 nucleotides. RefSeq names its product alpha-sarcoglycan (gene Scgalpha). The transcript is spliced from 6 exons. The coding region runs from base 209 to 1594 and encodes 461 amino acids. NCBI's taxonomy places the organism in Eukaryota, Metazoa, Arthropoda, Insecta, Diptera, Culicidae. The record is from RefSeq and is a predicted model, not a curated record. Gene Ontology annotation, cellular component: sarcoglycan complex; membrane.